AUGAGUUCUCACCGUCCGCUACCGCACGGUCAUGGUUCGACAGUGCCUUCUGCAGCAAUGAUCGAGCGUAGCGGCGGUGUCAGUGUGGUGGUAAACCCCCGGUUCGAGGCCGACAAGCAAGCUUGGGAGGAUGCGAUCCGGGGGUACACCGGGAAUGAUCCUCUCGAUCUGUGGUUCAACUACAUCACCUGGUACGAGCAGAAUCAAUCAUUCGAUCGGGCGAACAAUCUGCGCUCGAUCGUGGAAAAGUGCUUGCUGCUUUAUCAGGACACGGAGGGCUACAAACAGGACACGCGAAUGGUAAAAAUAUGGAUGAAAUACACCAAUAUGCAGCAAUCGCCCGCCAGCUUCUACCAAAUGAUGUACAAGAAAAACAUUGGCACACAGUGCGCCAGCUUCUACAUCGGUUGGGCCGACAGUGCGUACAAGCAGGCAGAAUCGAUCUACAAUCUCGGCAUCGAGAUGAAGGCACAACCGAUCGAAGAAUUGCACGAAGCGCAACGAAUCCAUCGUCUGUACAAUGAGUCCCUUGCGAAGAAACGUUCCGCUAGUACGAUGGCCGAACAGCAGCAGCAGCAUCAGCAAAUCGGAUCGCAAAGUCCACCACAGAAGCGGUUAAAACAGGAACCAAGCUACCAACAGGUGAACAAUCAGGUGGCGGCGACAGCAUCGUCCCAUUCGCACGGCACAAAUGGAGGAGUAAUCGCAGAAGGGUCGAACGGAACGUCCACGCUAGGAACUUAUGCAAAUCAACAGCAGCAUGGUUACUAUCAUCAACAGAAAGCUUCGGUGCAACCGGGAAGCUAUUACCUGCCGGCAAAUCCUUCCAAUGGUACUUACUUCAGUAGCAACGGCCAGGAAGAAUCAUACCAGCAAGCCAAUUCAUACACGUCCGGCGAAACUGGAACACCUCCCGUACCUGUGUCCGCUUCCUCCCAUACCCACCAUCCACCCGGCCCGCAUCAGCUUUCGAACGAAGAAAGUUUUCGUGCUGCGCCAUCGAACGGUGGUCAGCAACAGGAGCUCGUCGAACAGCAACCACCACCGCCAGACCUUCGGAAGGAGGACGAAAAUACGACGCUGGAAUAUCGACCACCUCCGGACGAAAGCAUUAUUGAAUGUAAUCUCAACAACUCAGCGUACGUGAUCUCUUCCUCUCUUAGCUACGUGUACGAUGAUCCCGAUCUCGUGCAGUACACGGUCGCGGAAGAGGUCCGUCCCGUACCGGAAGCUACCAACCGGUCAGAACCGCCCUCGGUGGUAAAUGACCCCGCGUACGACAGUGAUGCAAUUUGCUUGCCGGCAAAUUUCGUCCGAGAAGCGAAAUCUAACCACGAAACCUGGGAUGUUCCGUUGUGCCUGGAAGAGCCGUACGAUCCGAAUCGGCGUUGCUGCUAUCCGAAACAUCUGGUCUAUCCGGAUCUGCAUGCCGAACGGCCGACGAUGGAGUUUUCACUGGAAGAGAUUCGUGCGAAACGGUGGAUUGAGCGUAAACGUCAGCAAGAGCAGCAGUUGCGUCAGCAGCAGGAAGAAGAGGAAGCACAAAGACGGGCAAAGAUCGCCCAGCUGGAGAAGGAAAAACAGAUGCGCCAGAUGCAACAAAUGAAAUAUCAGCAGCAGCAGCAGCAGCAACAGCAACAGCAGCAACGCGUAUAUCCCUCUCAGCAGUACACAAAUGCCGCUGGUGGACACAUGCCGCAAGCAAUGCAAACGCAACCGAACAGCUACCAUACGCAUCAGAUGCGCCAGGGAUCGAUACAGCACACGAGCAAUUUCUAUCAUCAGCAGCAGCAGCAACCUUACCAUGGUUACAGCAAUGGUUACCCAGCAACAACUGCACAGAUGCAGCCACAUCAUAGCUAUCAGCAAGCGAAUGUUUCGGGGUCGGUGAUACAGAACCAUCAUCACCAUCCGCAUCAUCAUCAUCAUCAUCCGCAGCAGCAACAGCAACAUCAUCAUGGUGCAGGGUCACACCAUCCGCAUCACUCACCAGUGCCAACAACUCACAUGCAUUCGCCAACUGCUGCUCCAAUACAACCGUACGGACAACACACGCAACAUCAGUACGCGCAGGUUAAUCACGGGCAUCUUCAUUCACCGCAACCUUACCACCAGCAUCAGCACCCGCAGCAGCAACCGCAUCAUGUGCCGUACGAGAGUUACAAUCACAACAGCUAUUCUCCGGCUCAGCAACCGCUACAACAACAGCAGCCAACGCCUCCUCAGCAAGAAGUACCUCCCCAACGGACGUAUCAAAAUAUGACGAACGUUCUAUCCCCGUACGGGUAUAACAGUCCGGUACAGCAUCUUUCCGCGCAGGAAGCGAUUGCUUCCCGGCCGAACACGCACUAUGCAAUGGCACCGCAAACGCCACCAACCCAUCAAGUAUAUCCGCAAUCUCCCGGACAUCAACAUCCGCAGCAUCACGCUCACCAGCAACCACAGCAUCAUCAGCAUCCAGCGAUGGUCGGUAUGGGUGUGUCACCGCAGCAACAAUCGACGAGAGGACAUGCGGUACUGCCACCACCACAUCAUCAGCAACAAUCGCCCCAUCAGGAGCAGGGCCAUAAUCAUCCUCAUCAUCAUCAGUACACCUCAUUACAGUACAAUGCGAACGAGCAGCAACCGCAAACGAAACCGUAUGCCGCCGUACCUGUACCGGCAGGAUAUGCCCAGCAGCAGCAUGGUCAGGAUCCAGCUAAACAUAACGCUGCACCAUCGCAUAGCUAUAGGCACGGUGCAACGGUAUCAGAAAUGCAUGAGCCACAGCCCGCUGUCAACGGUAUGACGAGUGGGGCAUAUGUCAAUGCGCAUGGACACAUGCACUUGCAGCAACAGCACCCGCAGCAGCUGCAUCAUCAGCAGGACACUCAACAUCAGCAACAGCUGCAGAAUCCGCACACCAUUAACAAUAACCAUGGCAAGUACAACGCAAACUGUGAUGAUUUCGAGGAACAAAUAGAAGCGUCCACGAUACGCUUUUCCACACCGGCAGAGAACGGUACCAGCCGAAAGCAGACGAUUACGAUCAAGUUUAAGAAGGAGAAAACGGGCCUUUCGUCGUCACUGGCCGGGGUGGAUUCACCCUCACCAACGGGUGCGGGCGAUGGUCCGGCUAUCGGUAAUGCAACCGCUCACUCCCAACCAUCGACCGGUGGUACGGCUGAGGAGCAGAUUGAACAACAGCCACCACCCACCGGAACACCGAUGGAUGAAAAGCCGAAAAAGCACAAAAAACACACUAAAGCACGUCCGGAACCGAUGCGGACCAGUGUGGCGGGAUCAGACGGAGGACCGGUGGGUGGCAGUAAAGGCAAGUCAGCAUCCAAAGCGAAACACUCCAAAAAGAAGCAAUCGUUGGCGGUGGCCGAACAAUCGCAGGACCAUGUGGACGACGCGAACCUGCUGUUAUCGUUCUCACGGCCGGAAAAGGACGAAGAUUCCUGUCUGUCGAUACAGUCCCAAACGGAUGCAUCUUCGGUUGGGUCGAAAAAGAAGAAAAAAUCUAAACGUUCCAAAUCGGCCACCAAGGAGAAGAGACAAAAGCAUCAUCGGUACGAUCUGGAUGAGAAUUGUCGUGCGCAGGUGGAGGACGACGAUGAGGAAGUAGGACCGGUGAGGCGGAACGGUGUACGCCGUCGCGUUGGUGUUUUGGAUGAUGAAUAUUCGGAAGGCACGGUUGGCGCUUAUGAGGGUGCCGAUGGGGAUGAGGAAGAGGAAGAUGAUGAUGGUGUGCAGGAUCAAUACUACGAGGUCGGCGAGGAGGAGGAAGACGACCAGGAGAACGGGUUGGACGACGAUGAGGAGGAGGAGGAGGAGGAAGACGAGGAGGAAGAGUAUUACGGUGAGGAGGAAACAAGCCGUGAGACAACCCAACGGCGACCGAUCGGUAGUGGGCGAGGAGAAUUGAAGCGCAUCAUCCGCCCGGAUGAGGACGAUUCGUCCUACCAAUCGAACUCGGAGUUCAACACGUCGUUCAGCAACAUUUCCUUUGCCGGUGACAAUAGCAAUGGGCCGUUCCAUUACGGCGGUGGUAGCAACUGUUCAACGCCGGUCCGUCGUACGCAAACGUCCGGCGGUGGCGGUUUCUCGAAAACAUCCACCCCGGUCGGUACGUUCCGGUACCUUCGGAAGCAGGAAACGAAUCUGUCCAACCUCGGGCAGAACGAAGACUCGAUGAACUCGACCGUGGUCGAGAGCAGCUUUUUCCAGGCGGGUGAACACGACGAGGAAGCGCGCCGGCGCCGUCUCGAGAAGGCACUCGGUACGAUCGAAACACACCUUGGCCGACCGUUUGUUGAUCCGUUCAAUGGUGAGCUGUGUCGGGCGUUUCUGACGAAGGUGGACUUUCCGUCGCGGAACCGUGACCCGGCCGACAACUAUCACCUGUCGAAUGCGAACUUGCCGAAGUUGUUGAAAGGUCAAACGGCGAACCUCGGUGGCACUGGGUACAGCAUCGAGAAGGAAGUGGGUCGCGGUUCGUAUGGAUCGGUGUUUCGUGCGGUCAACACUCAGACUGGGGCCGUGGUGGCGAUCAAAUACCAGAAGCCGGCCAACACGUGGGAGCUAUACAUCUGUACGGAGGUGAAAAAACGACUGACUAAUCUUAAGAUGUUGCCCGGCUUUAUGGAUAUCAGUGCGGCAGUAAUUGCACCGAACGCGAGUGUCCUCGUGUCCGAAUUUUCACAGUACGGUUCCCUGCUUGACAUUAACAAUAAGAUCCGGACCGCGGCCACUAGAAAGGUGAUGCAUGAAUCUCUCGUGAUGCACUUCAGCUGCCAGAUACUUUCGAUCGUAGAGUAUCUACACGCUUGUAACGUAAUCCACGCGGACAUCAAGCCGGAUAACUUUCUGCUGAUGAAAAUACCAUCCCGCGAUCUGGAGGAGCCAACGCUGCGUUUGAUCGAUUUUGGCUGUGCCAUCGAUAUGAACUUUUUCGAACCAAAGCGCCAGUUUAAGAAGGUUAUCCAAACGGAUGGAUUCACGUGUAUUGAAAUGCAGGAGGGACGCCCAUGGUCCUUCCAGACGGAUCUCUUCUGUGUGGCCGGUACGAUCCACGUGAUGCUGUUCGGCGAGUACAUGCAGCUGGUGAAGAAGUACGAAAGCGGUUGGGACAUCAAGCAGAAACUGCCCAGGUAUCUGAAGAAGCACGUUUGGACGGAAGUGUUCCAGAAGCUGCUGAACAUCAAGGACAUCGACCACAUGCCUAGUCUGCCCGAUCUCCGACGGCUCAUCAACGAGGAAGCGUACAAGAUGGACUCCGAGCUGGCGACCCACAUUCGUUCGCUGUCGAAUCUUCUGAAAAGCCGAUAG
Messenger RNA from Anopheles marshallii, 5313 nucleotides. RefSeq names its product mediator of RNA polymerase II transcription subunit 12 (gene Bub1). Gene Ontology annotation, molecular function: ATP binding; protein kinase activity. Bases 1 to 5313 code for a protein of 1770 amino acids. The transcript has 7 exons. The record is from RefSeq and is a predicted model, not a curated record. Lineage: Eukaryota; Metazoa; Arthropoda; Insecta; Diptera; Culicidae. Gene Ontology annotation, biological process: meiotic sister chromatid cohesion, centromeric; mitotic spindle assembly checkpoint signaling; protein phosphorylation.